Messenger RNA from Amphiprion ocellaris (clown anemonefish), 1036 nucleotides. RefSeq names its product histone H4. Gene Ontology annotation, cellular component: nucleosome. The coding region runs from base 13 to 324 and encodes 103 amino acids. Gene Ontology annotation, molecular function: protein heterodimerization activity; DNA binding; structural constituent of chromatin. Gene Ontology annotation, biological process: nucleosome assembly. Lineage: Eukaryota; Metazoa; Chordata; Actinopteri; Pomacentridae. The transcript has a single exon. The record is from RefSeq and is a predicted model, not a curated record.
AGAAGAAUAACCAUGUCUGGAAGAGGCAAAGGAGGAAAAGGACUCGGUAAAGGAGGCGCCAAGCGUCACCGUAAAGUUCUCCGGGAUAACAUCCAGGGAAUCACCAAGCCCGCUAUCCGCCGUCUGGCUCGCCGUGGUGGAGUCAAGCGUAUCUCGGGUCUGAUCUACGAGGAGACCCGCGGUGUGUUGAAGGUGUUCUUGGAGAACGUCAUCCGUGAUGCCGUCACCUACACCGAGCACGCCAAGAGGAAGACGGUGACCGCCAUGGAUGUGGUGUACGCUCUGAAGAGGCAGGGCCGCACUCUGUACGGCUUUGGAGGUUAAAGUCAGCGAUGAUGUAGCAAAACAAAGGUCCUUUUCAGGGCCACACAUCUUCUCUACAGAGCAGCAGCCUGAUGCUCCUCAACAACGUUAUAGAUCUGAUUGGACGUUUUUAAAAAAUUGCCAAAAUACAUUUGGUGUUUAGUAACGAUGUAUAUGAAGUAUAACUCCGCUACUCAAGCAAGUAUCGUGUGUGACGGCUAUGUCAGUUACAGUAGCUUCAACUUUGUUUAUAGUCUGUCUCCUUUUUAUUUAUUUAUUUAUUUAUUUUUUUUUUAAAUAAUAGUCUCUUCUGCACACAUUUAUUCCUGUUGUGUUUGCUGCUAGAGAAAAGGUCAAGGACAGAACUGAGGAGGGUGCAAAUGAAAGAUUAGUGAGUGCAAGGCCAACUAUUGGAAGAAAGUGGAUGACUAACAAGUAAACGAGACCUGGAGAGGAGUCCAGACCUAAUCAGGUCAAUGGGAAAAACAGGGAACCUGAACCUGGUGAUGGAGCCUGGAUCAAUAAGUUCAAUUUGAAUUUCAACACAUGAUACUGGUCUCUCCCCAUCCAGUCUGACUUUCCUCACUGUGGGAUCAAAAAAUGUUUAUCUGAUAAUAACCAACAUGCUCCAAAAUAUUACUUUGGUUUUCAUUAAAUCUGCUUCUCUGUUCUUAUUAAGCUUAGAUUGAUCAGUUAUAAAUACAUGAAUAAUUUUGAUUGAUUACAGGAUGUU